AUGUCGUUCUGGUUAGCCAAGCUCUACCAUCUCCCAAGUCUUUUCGCUAAAUUUGUCCGAGAGAAUGACAACACCAAUCUCUACAUCGCCAUUCAUUGCGAAGGAUUGGAUUCCCUUUGCGGAAAAGCACGGUGGCGUCGUAUAAAAGGAGCGAGAAAAAAGUCCGGGAACAACUGCUCAAAAGGAGGGUUCCCGAAGGAAUGCUCCAGUUCUCGACCUGGACCAAUCGCAUUUUGGUACACGUGGCGAUGGCCAAAGCGACGUCGGAACACCUAA
This is a messenger RNA of Ostertagia ostertagi, 276 nucleotides long. The record is from the annotation of a GenBank genome assembly. Lineage: Eukaryota; Metazoa; Nematoda; Chromadorea; Rhabditida; Trichostrongylidae.